This is a messenger RNA of Helicoverpa armigera (cotton bollworm), 2136 nucleotides long. RefSeq lists its product as uncharacterized. The coding region runs from base 190 to 2136 and encodes 648 amino acids. The record is from RefSeq and is a predicted model, not a curated record. The transcript is spliced from 3 exons. NCBI's taxonomy places the organism in Eukaryota, Metazoa, Arthropoda, Insecta, Lepidoptera, Noctuidae.
CUUUUUAAUAUUGAAUUGUACCUAUUAUAAAAAAUAAGUAAGUAGGUAUACUGGUUUAAUAGGUGCUAUUAAACCGGUCACGUACUAAUAAAUCCCCCAAUAAUAUAAAUUCAUUUGUUUUUGGUGCAAAUUUUAGUGUUUCGUAGCAGGUUUUUAAAAUUUCUAAAGCUUAUUGUAUAUCAUCUAACAAUGGAUACUUUAGAUAAUACGUUUUCCUACAUUCUGAAUUAUAAUAACUAUAUCGAAGAUGAUGUGGUUCGCGCAUUUCAUGAAAAGUUACUUCGGUGCACAUCAUUUAGACCGCGUGAGCUAGAAUUAUUUCAACACCCUGAACUGAUUGAACCUGUACCUAAAAAUGAGACGCACCUUCAAGUAAUUUAUGACGGUGACGUGGGAUUAGUGGGGCACUGGAGUUGUAUUUAUUACAUUAAUGGAAUACUGCGUGUGUACGAUAGUCUUGUUGGUGUUCUAGGAAAAUCGCAAAAAAUAUAUGUAAAAGCCUUGUUUCCGUAUCUAUCGGAGUCAUGUAUUCAGUUUCCAAGUGUUCAGCGACAACCGAAUACUAUUGAUUGUGGUUUGUUUGCCAUUGCUUUUGCCACCUCUUUAGCUUUAAAAACGAACCCUUCUCAAUUUAAUUACGUGCCAGAAAUGAUGAGACCCCAUUUGCUUGAAAUGCUUUUAACCGAUGGGCUUUUGGCUUUUCCCGCUACGAGCAGGCGUUCACCAGGACGUGCCCCUUCUAAUCUUUUCAAUAAUAUAGCCCUUAAACUGGAGACAAAUAAACAGAAACAGACUGAAAAGAAACAGAAACACCGUUCACAAAAUUCAAUAACAUCCCACAGUCAGAACGAUAACUUAAAUUUUAAUCAGAAUUACGAGUAUGUUAUGGAGGAAACACAGAGCAUAGCGAAUAACUGUACUACUAUGGACGCGAAACGUAUAAAACAAAACAAUAGAGAUAGAAAGAGGCUGUCCAGAUCUAAUAAAGAUGUUUCAAUUAGAGAAAAAGAGAGGAACCAAGUCGCUAAAGAGGUUCUUAGGUCCAACAAACGAAAAAAGUGUCAUGAACAGGUAGUGAAUAGUUCUCUUCGCCGAAGCAAACGUUUAAAUCUAGAAAUAAGGCAAGUUGAGCAAGAACGCGACACUGAAGCUCAUCGAGCUGCCCGUCAAGAUGACGAGUACAGACGAGAUGAGCAACAGCGUAAUACUCAAGCUCAUCGGGUAGCUCGAACGGAUGUCCGAUAUCGACAAGCUGAGCAAGAGCGCGACACUGAAGCUCAUCGAGCUGCUCGUCAAGAUGACGAGUACAGACGAGAUGAGCAACAGCGUAACACUCAAGCGCAUCGAGUAGCUCGAAUGGAUGUCGAAUUUAGAGAAGCUGAGCAAGAGCGCGACACUGAAGCUCAUCGAGCUGCUCGUCAAGAUGACGAGUACAGACGAGAUGAGCAACAGCGUAACACUCAAGCGCAUCGAGUAGCUCGAAUGGAUGUCGAAUUUAGAGAAGCUGAGCAAGAGCGCGACACUGAAGCUCAUCGAGCUGCUCGUCAAGAUGACGAGUACAGACGAGAUGAGCAACAGCGUAACACUCAAGCGCAUCGAGUAGCUCGAAUGGAUGUCGAAUUUAGAGAAGCUGAGCAAGAGCGCGACACACACGCUCGUCGUGUUACUCGAGAAAACGAGGAAUAUAGACGAAAUGAACAGAUGCGAAACAGUGCUGCUAGACAAGAAUUACGAUCGAAGCAAAAAGAUUCAUGGGACUUAACUGUACAAAAUUAUUUAAAAAAUAUUAAGGAAGGAAACACGCAUCCUUGCCACUGCUGCGGUAAUGAUCCUGAAAAUGAAACUAGAUGUACAUGCGAUGCCGAUGCUAUCGACGAAGAGACUGUAGAUUCUACGGAAGGUGUUGAACUUAACCCAGGAGGUACAGAAACACUUUUGGAUAACAAUCAGGAUGUUAUAGUACUGGCUCCCGGUGAAGGACAGCGCCCUAUCUCUUUAUUAUUUGAUGAGCAUUUAGAGGAAGAGCACGUGGGAUCUGCGAUGAACAACACCUGGGUGCUGAGCUUCAACAUGUUAAGCAAGUACUGCACGACAACAAGCUCCGAGUACCGCGCCCUCGUCGCAGAACCCGCGUGA